GAGCAAAGUGUGAGGGGUCAGAGUUGACAGCAGCGUCGGCUGUGGAGGGAGAACGGUUAGCCAGCUUGCUAGCAACAUACAUGUGGAGGGUACCUCUGGAGGCAAUCAUUAUUCGAACUGAACCCAAAUCACCCUUUCUUACCAUAAAAUACACUCAACGCAUAUUGCAUAUUGAACAAGGACUAACUUCUUUUCGCUAUGAAAGGCCGGAUCGAGCUGGGGGAUGUUACACCCCACAACAUUAAACAAUUGAAGCGACUGAAUCAAGUCAUCUUCCCCGUCAGCUACAACGACAAGUUCUACAAGGAUGUGCUGGAGGUUGGAGAACUCGCUAAGCUAGCUUACUUCAAUGAUAUUGCAGUAGGUGCUGUAUGCUGCAGAGUAGACCACUCUCAGAAUCAGAAGAGAUUGUACAUCAUGACACUAGGCUGCCUAGCACCCUACCGAAGACUUGGAAUAGGGACAAAGAUGCUGAACCAUGUGUUGAAUAUCUGUGAGAAGGAUGGCACUUUUGAUAAUAUCUACCUUCAUGUGCAGAUUAGCAACGAGUCGGCUAUUGACUUCUACCAGAAGUUUGGCUUUGAGAUCAUUGAGACAAAAAAGAACUACUACAAGAGGAUAGAGCCUGCAGAUGCCCAUGUGCUUCAGAAGAGCCUGCGCAGCCCGUGUGCGCCCCCUGCGGGAGAGCUGCAGAAGGCAGACUAGAGGCUGAGCCAUCGAAGAAACAUGGUCUUGCCCCAUCUCCCCCAAAAGGAACUGUGACAAAAGCCCCAGGGUCGACACAUUCACCACUUAAUUGGAAAACAAAAGUUGUUUUAAUUUUUCAUGAAAUGAAAUCAAGUCCCUGUAUUUUGCCAUUUCUUUUUUUUUUUUUUUUCUUCUAUUCUUCAGUUAGGUAUUUGAAAACAAAACAAUUGUUUUAAGAGUUCAAAUUGCUCCAAGAGGCUGCUGAUUUUUCUGACCGUUAAGAGAUGGUGAAGGUUUCUGUGUUUUGCAAAGCGUGCUGUCUGUGUGUUCUUUUAAAAUCGUUGACUUGAGGUAAGGGGACGAUUUUGUUUUGCUGUUGUGGACAUAAACAGUCGAACUAAAGAGGGAACAUCUAUAGAAGGUAGGAUUGCUGUCGAAGAAGGAUGUCCCCCUUUCCCCCCAGAUGGUAACCUUGGAGUGAUGCUUUUGAGGCAUCAUGGUGAUGCACAGAAUUCUCAGAACUCCAUCCCCUCGCCACCUGAGCCCAUGGACAAUUGGGAAGGGAAUCCUGCUGGUGGUUGAGACUUGUUGCUUCUUUUGUCCCUGGCAGUGCGAGAGCGUUGCACAAGAUGCAGUGUCUCCACUGUGACAUGAACCUCUCUGUGGCUGUGAGAUCAGUGCUGGAGAGUGGAGAGGGGCACAGGGGCCCCCUCUGGAAAAAAAAACGGGAGAUUGGUUGGAACGAUUUCAAGGUGGGGGGAGACUGGAGGAGACUCCACUCUUUCUGAAUGUUUUGGUUUCUCUACCCAUUAUUUAAUUUCCCUUGGAGUUUUAUUUUUAUUUUUUGUUACAUUGAUGCUGAAUGGCUCAAGGCUUCUCUGAAGGUUUGAUUGAAAACCAAUGCUGCAGGUGAGAUACAAAUACUUAAAAAGCAUACAGUGUGCAGUUAAAGGGGCAACACAGUGUUGUGAAAGAUCAAAACUCCCCACCCUCACCCCAAGAUGUAAGCAUCUUGAAUUUCCAAUGGAAAAUAUGUUCGCCUUGGUUGGCAGGAGUACCAGUGUUUUUUCUCUUUUUUUUGGUUAAGGCUUACUGUAGUACAACUGCCCCUCAACAGGAGCAGUGAGAGUGGCUUGUGGACUGUGACCUACUGUGUGCUCUCUUCCAAGCUCUGUAUGUGUGUGAGUGUGUGUGAAUUUGAUUCUUUGAGGGUUUUUUCUUGGCACACUGGCAGCUAAAAUCUCUCCCACAGUGUACCUGUACCAUUUCAGUGAUGUUCACUGAUUACAAUGUCCACCUUAUAUACAUGUGGGACUGUUGCAGGUCAAUCCAACAGGUUUCUUAUGAAGAAUGUGGGACAGACCCUCAAGCCCUCAGAGAAGCCUUGACCCUAUGCAUGCAUGGAGAGGAUUGUCCUUUCCAACGUAGUUAAAAGCAUGUUUUUUUUUCCUUUCUUUGAAGAAUUUUAUCUUUUCUGGAGCUCUAUAUUGUAAGACUUUUAAACCUCUAAAUAAAGGAAAUACUAUUUGCAGUAA
Alosa alosa (allis shad) is the source of this 2222-nucleotide messenger RNA. It is a transcript of the gene naa50, whose product is annotated as N-alpha-acetyltransferase 50, NatE catalytic subunit. Gene Ontology annotation, cellular component: NatA complex. Gene Ontology annotation, biological process: mitotic sister chromatid cohesion. Gene Ontology annotation, molecular function: acyltransferase activity, transferring groups other than amino-acyl groups. The record is from RefSeq and is a predicted model, not a curated record. The coding region runs from base 199 to 705 and encodes 168 amino acids. The transcript is spliced from 5 exons. Lineage: Eukaryota; Metazoa; Chordata; Actinopteri; Clupeiformes; Clupeidae.